Molecule: messenger RNA, 1071 nt
Organism: Phalaenopsis equestris
Lineage: Eukaryota; Viridiplantae; Streptophyta; Magnoliopsida; Asparagales; Orchidaceae
Exons: 1
Coding region: 108-830 (240 amino acids)
Source: RefSeq, a predicted model, not a curated record
CACCCAUUCAUUCCUCUCUCUUCUUCUCUUCUUCGUCCUCUUCCAUCUCAAGAAAGCUCAACAAACCCUAAUUUGAAAUACACAAACCCUAAUUGAAAACCAAAUCAAUGUCUGGCGGAAUUGGGCCGACUACCAAAGACAUCGCCGUCCCUUCCGAGGGCAGCGGCGGCGACACAAUCGCUAUCCCGGAACACCACCCGCACCAUCGCUUCCUCUCUUUACGGCAGCUCAACACCCUCGCAGUCUCCAUAGUCCUGGCCGCCUCCGGCAUGGUCGCAGCCGGUGACAUCAUCAUUGUAUUUUCAUCCUUGCCCUACAUCAUCUUCCUCUCACGCUAUGCCUUCCCCCCUCUCCACCCCUCUCAAUCCGUCGAACCCCCUAUAUUCGGAGCAGGCAACCGUCUUAUAGCCGUUUAUGUCGCCAUUGGAGCUCUCCUCGGUCUUCUCCUUCCGAUCGCCUACAUCUUUGAGGGCAUAAUGGAGGGAGACAAGGAGGGAAUCAAGGCCGCUGUGCCGCACGUGUUUCUGCUUGCGAGCCAGGUAUUCAUGGAAGGUGUGACGUUCUCGCAUCAUUUCUCGCUGCCGAUCAGGGCUUUUGUGCCGAUUUCCUUCAACGCGUUGAGGAUGUUUACGCUCAUCGAUUGGGUGAUGGUUGAGUUGAACAAGGAAGCGAUUGCCGGCGGUGAACAGUGGUCGGCGCUGAGGUUGUUGGUCGGUAAAGGAUUGGCGGUGGCUAAUUUUGUAUUCUGGGCUUUUAAUCUCUUUGGAUUUCUUCUGCCGGUGUACUUGCCGAGGGCACUUAAAAGACACUACGGCGACAAGGAGAAAUGAGGUGUAAGUUCUGUUUUUUUUUCUUUUUCUUUUUUGAUGAGGGUUAUGAUUGAGGGAGAGAAUUUGAUUCUCUUGUCGUUUCUUGUUUUCUUCAUGAAUUUUCCUGCUUUUCGUAUGUAAUAAUUUAGAACUUGAGUUGUUUUGAACAAGUAAUUGUAUUGUUUUGAAUUAGAGGGAAGGGAAGUCGGGAUGGAAAAAUUCCUGCUUGAUAAAUGCAGAAAUCAUGCCUCUUCAAUGUUUA